This is a messenger RNA of Pelobates cultripes (western spadefoot toad), 19558 nucleotides long. The record is from the annotation of a GenBank genome assembly. Lineage: Eukaryota; Metazoa; Chordata; Amphibia; Anura; Pelobatidae.
AUGGGUAGCAACUCAAACUAAAACAAAACCUGGUAACGAAGCCCAUAAAAUUAACUGUAUUGCUGAUAUAAUAUCUAGAGACAUGCACAUUAACUAAAAAUCACUUAUUUAAGUGGAGCUGGUGAAAAAGGUACUGUAUGGGUUUCUUGGGGAAGAGGAGAGGUACAAAUUAAUAAGAUGUGAACUGGGUGAAUGCUUGGGUAAACUGGUCUAUAUGAUGGUCCACCUCCACCAUAUGGGCAUCCAAGAAGCUGCAUUUCUUUAGCUGACAGGUCAAUUUCCCUUUGUAAUAUCUGGAUCAGGCUACUACCAAACUCAUAGUUGAAAAUCUAAAAACAGAACCUAACUAAAGACAAAGGUGGUCCUUGGAAUGGGUAUGCUUAAUGAAAAAAAGGUGUUUUGCUUGGUAAGACAGCCAUAAUAAAACAUAAGCUGUUUUAUAGGAUUCUGUAUAUUUUACAAAAAAAAAAACUAUUUUAAUAUGAGUGGGAAGAGUUUAUUGAUCCAAUGAGAAAUAUGCUUAUUGAUGACAUUAUGCAUCGUUGUAAUUUUUCUUUGGGACUGAUGCUGUAAGAGGACAAUUUGAUAUGUCAUGUACAGUGGCGUACACAUAACCCAUGGGGCCCCAGUGCGAAAAUUGAUCCGUGGGCGCUUACUCGGCGCGGGUCAGGGCCGCAACACAUGGCGGCGGGCACCUGGUCGCAGGGGUUGCAGGGCUGCGACCCCGCGACCGCGGUAUGCACACUCCCUUAAAGGACCACUAUAGUGCCAGAAAAACAUACUCGUUUUCCUGGCACUAUAGUGCCCUGAGGGUGCCCCCACCCUCAGGGACGCUCUCCAGCGCGGGCAGGGAGCUUUCCUCCUCCUCUCCUUCUUCCUAGCGACGUCAUCGGAUGCAUGCGCGGCAGGAGCCAAUGCUUUCCUAUGGAUGUUGGCGUCUUCUCACUGUGAUUUUCACAGUGAGAAGCACGCAAACGCCUCUAGCGGCUGUCAAUGAGACAGCCACUAGUGGCUUUAGAGGCUGGAUUAACCCUCAGUGUAAACAUAGCAGUUUCUCUGAAACUGCUAUGUUUAUUAAAAAAAAGGGUUAAUCCUAGCUGGACCAGGCACCCACACCACUUCAUUAAGCUAACGUGGUCUGGGUGCCUAUAGUGGUCCUUUAAAGGACCACUAGAGACACCCAGAUCACAUCAGCUCAAUGAAGUGGUCUGGGUGCAAGUCCCUCUAGUUUUAACCCUGCAGCUGAAAACAUAGCCGUUUCAGAGAAACUGAGGGUUAAUCCAGCCUCUGGUGGCUGUCUCAUUGACAGCCGCUAGAGGAGCUUCCACGAUUCUCACUGUGAAAAUCACAGUGAGAAGACACUGAACGUCCAUAGGAAAGCAUUGAGUAAUGCUUUUCUAUGGGCGGUUUAAAUGCACCUUUUGCCGCACAUGUGCAUUCGGAGCUGAGAUACAGAGGGAUCCCCAGUGCCAAGGGAGUCUGGCGCUGGAGAAAGGUAAAUGCUGAAGACACACACACACACUCUCACGAACAGAGAAAUACACACUAGCUAACAGACACACACAUUUACUGACAGACACACACUAACACACACACCAACACUAACACACCCACUAACACAAACACACACACACACACACACACACUAACACACAAACAUUUUUUUUUUUUAAUUUAAUCCCCCCAGCCUCCUUACCUUUUGGAGUGCUGGGGGGAUUCCCUGGAGUCCAGUGGUGCUGCUGGGCUCCUGGGCGGCCGGUCACUGGGUGGGCUGGCUAUCUGUCUGGGUGGCCGGCGCGCGAGGGAGCACUCUCCCCUCAGUGCUUCCUCUUCAGCUCCCUCGCACGCCACGUAGGGAUGCCGGAGCCGGAAGAUGACAGCAGGGCCAGCCUCGGGGCCCCUGAGGUGGCCGGUUCCUGGGCCCCCUGGAGAAGAGGCUGGCCCUGUGGGUACAUAACGGGUCACAGGGGCGGCCGGGCCCCCUGGUGGGCCGGGCCCGGUCGCAGCCACGACCCCUGCGACCCUGGUAUGUACGCCACUGGUCAUGUAGCGAACACAUUAAUUUGUAGGGGAAACAGUUAUUUACAGAAGAAAAAUGUAUUACAGUGUUAUUCUUACUCAUUAUCGCUGCAAUAGCGUAGUGCCAAGAGGAUGACAUAUAUAUUUAAUUUAUUUUUUCUUUCAGAUAAUAUUCAUCAUAACUUCAUACUCACAGUCAAUAGUCCGAAACAUUCAGCAACAUUAGGUAAGUCUUGUCUCUAAAGUAUAAUUUGUAUGAAUAAUAAUGUAUCUUUAUAAGCGUAUGGCAAUAUUAUUAAUUCUAAACACUAUUUUUUUACAUGUAUUGCCCCAACUAUUUAAGUAUAGUGCAUAAAAUGGCAAUUUACCUAUAUAAUAUAUAAACUAUUGCUACUGUUCAGAUCACAUUUUACAAUUAUUUUAUUUAUCUGCUUAAACAUACAUUUAUUUCAGAUUCAUCAAACACAGCUACUGUUGAUUUUGAACUGACCCUAUGCAUUGCUUUUUAAAUGUAAAUAUUCUUAGCUAAAUUACUCUUCUUUGAAAGCCCUCAAAAUUGUACCUCAAAAGCUCAUGUAUACUUACAAUAAAGUUAUAGAUGAGAAAAACUGAAUAUCAUUGUAGCGGAUGGCACUGUGGCUGUCCUUAAAAGACUGCAAUUCGUGUGUUGUUUCUGAUUUGUAUUCCCUCUAAAUGGCAUUCGUAUUUUUGUUCGGUAGUUUCCAUCUGUAUUUCUUUGUCAAUCUCUUUUUUAUUGAAACAUUUAUGAAAUGGGGUACAAAAUGAGGAAAAGGGAGUGUACGUUUUCCAACACAUUUGGGGUCUCAUAUUACAGUUUAGCUUUUUCGACAUGGUACAUCCUCAGCUUAUGGUAGAUGCGCCUAUCGCUACAACACAAGCCAUGUUUCAAGCAAUGGUAUAAGAGUUAGUCCGUGUUUGCACCAACUUUAAUUUACAUGCAUACAGUAUAACUGAGUAGGUAUGCUAUUAAAAAACAAAGCAGGUAUGGUAAUAAUACAUCCAGACAUAGCAUGUUAAUCUCACCACAUUACAGAUUCAGUGAACGUGAGGUUGCGAUAGGGUAACAGCUGUCCGACUAACGUGUACAUGCUAAGCUUGGCUGUCGAAUUUUGCUGUUAGAAAGUAGUCUGUCUACGCGUGUCUGAGGUCUCAUAUAGUGGGUUGCAAGUGUGGUGCUUGGUAGUCGGACUCGUUGUGAACUCACUGACGUGGUUAAGCAGCGUAUUAAGCAUCGUCAUGUCCUGUUAUGUGCUUAUCGAGUAAUCAUAUGGGGUCUUGGUUGGUUUAACUCUGGGGGGAUUGGAAGGUACUGCUCUAGGAGUAGAUCUCAAUUGUCGGUGCUAUCAGUAGGCCUUAUUAGGUGUACUGUCUCCGGUCCGUCUGGGUUCAAUAACGGUGGGAUUUGAGAUCCUAGUCUGGUGACCGGUAUGAUGUAGAUUAAGUACCUAGGUGAAUUUCUAGGGUCCAUCUUCCGUCAGCCACUUGAGUGGUCUAGGACCCUUUAUGCCUCCCAUUAUGCGCCCGUGGACAUCCUAUAUUCCCAUAUCUCUCCUUGUAUUGUCAGGAAUUAGCUACCAACUAGACUGGCCGAUCAGAGAUGUUUGACUAAGGGUCGGGGCAUAUCUGAGGGGGGGAGAGGGGGAGGGAAGGGGUAAAGAGGACACAUUCGCCACCGGGAACGCGGCCUCCCCACAAAACGAUCCGACAUCCAGCCGCACGCCUCCUCGGGGCCAGGAAAUAAUCCCUCACGGUCCCGUCACCCGGUGCGGCCCAUGUUCCGGGUCUGCAUCGGUCACUGGUGCAGGCUGCAGGGUCGGUCCACCCGAUAUGUGUAGUAUCCACGGAGUCCAUACCUGCAUGUAUUUUUCUGUAGUGCCACGUAAUGCGGCGGUUAGUUGUUCCAUUCCGUGUAUUUCCUCUACCUUGUCCAUCCAGUGCUGCAGGGUGGGUACCUGUGAGGUGCGCCAUCGCGUAGGGAUGAGUGUUUUAGCUGCAUUCAGUAGGUGUUUGACUAAUGUCUUUUUAUAUUUUGAGAUGGGUAGCGGUGUGUGGUGAAGAAGCAUCUGGAGUGGUCGCAUAGGAAUGUCUGUGUCUGUGAUAUGUUUGAUCUGGGUUUGAAUUUGAUGCCAGUAUGGGAUUAUCUUCCGGCAAGACCACCAAAUAUGGAGGGUUGAGCCAAUCUCGUUUUCGCAGCGCCAGCAGGUCGCCGAAGCGUCUGGUAUCAUUCGUUGGAUCCGCUCGGGCGUCCUGUACCAAUUGGUCAGCAGUUUAUAAUUGAGUUCUUGUUGUUUGGAGCUUAAUGAGCUUUGGUGGGUCAGAAUAUGAAUGUUUGUCCAUUGAGGGGCUGUCAGCGUGACUCCUGUGGCUUCCUCCCAGCGCGCUAUGUGUUUCAGUGGUUCCCGCGGUGUGGAGGUUAUCAGCAUCUCGUAGAGGUGUGAGAUUCCUCUGCAGAUUUGCCGUCUCUGUGUGCAUAUUUUCUCAAACUUGGUUAGGGGUCUGUGUAUCAAGUUUUUUCCCGGGAGGGCCUGGUAGUAAGAUUUGAUCUGAAAAUAUCUAAAUCUGUCUAGCCCCGUCGGAGUCCGAUCAGGUAUUAGGUCGGGUAGUUGCCUCAUUGUGUCGAUUUCGCACCACUGUUGCAUAUACGUCCAGUCCAUGGCCCCAAAAGCCUCGAUGUCGCGUGGCGUGAGACCGCCAGCCAGGUCUGGGUUGUGCGUGAUCGGUGUCAGUGGUCCCGGGGUAGUCGUCAGUGCCAGUCUAAACCUGAUGGAGUACCAGACUCUCAGGGUGGCUCCGAUAAACGGGUGCCUGUGGGUUCUUGCUUCGGUCAAUGGGCCCCCUAGCCACAGCGUCGCUGGUAGUGCGCCGUUUAAUUGGUUCCGUUCCAUAUGUAUCCAUUGCUUCUGCGUUUCCAGGACAUGCCAGUCAACGAUCCUGUGGAUGUGUACUGCUCUAUAGUAAUCUAGAAGUGAUGGUAGACCCGCUCCCCCUUGCGAUUUUGGCAAACUGAGUUGUGUCUUCUUUAGUCUAGGUGCCUUGGAUAGCCAGAUGAACCGUGUUAUGGCCGUGUCCAUGGCUCUAAAGAAGGUCUUCGGUAUAGCGAUCGGUAUGGUCUGAAACAGAUAGAGGAGUCGGGGCAAGAGAUUCAUUUUUAUUGCAUUCAUUCUCCCGAACCACGAGACACUAAGUCCAGCCCAUUUGGCUAAGUCCGAGCCCAGUUUUGUUUGCAUUGGUGUGAAGUUGUGGGCGUACAACUGGGACAGGUCUGCGGACAACCAGAUACCCAAAUAUCGUAUUUUGUCUCGGCACCAUGUAAGGGCAUAUUGGGUUUCAAGGUGGGUGGUCAUCUGGUCUCCUGUGGAUAUGGGGAGAGCUUCUGAUUUGUCAGUGUUCAGUUUCAAGUUUGAUAGUUGUCCAUACUCCGCAAAGGCCUUCAGGAGAUUCGGCAGCGAGACAAUCGGGUCGCUAAUGAAGAACAGCAUAUCGUCGGCGUAUGCCGCCACCUUAUGUUCUUGACCAUGCAUCAUAAAGCCCUUCACGGCCCCGUCCUGUCUGACCGCCCCCAGGAAGGGUUCCAGGGAGAGGGCAAACAGAAGGGGGGAUAGCGGACAACCUUGCCUUGUCCCAUUGCGUAUGUGUAUCGGGUCCGAUAAUGCACCGUUUACCCUAAUCCUGGCCAACGGUACUGUAUACAGGGAAGAGAUCCAUGCUAAGAUGUGGGGGCCGAAGCCCAUUUCCCGGAGCGUCGCCAACAUAUAACGCCAGUCUACCCGGUCAAAGGCCUUUUCCGCAUCGGUAGAGAGGAGAAGGACCUUCUGGGCCGAUUGUUUCGAGGCAUGUAUGACAUUCAGGGCGCGGAUGGUGUUGUCCCUCGCUUCUCUUCCCGGGACAAACCCCACCUGGUCGGGGUGGAUCAGUUCUGGCAGGACCCAGCCUAUGCGCGUUGCCACAACCUUUGUGAAGAGCUUCAGGUCUGUGUUCAGCAGCGAGAUUGGUCUGUAGCUUGCGCAGUUGGCUGGGUCCUUGCCCUCCUUUGGGAUCACUGUAAUCGUUGCCGACAGGGUAUCUCUAGGGAGCGAGCCACCCUCUAGCAGUGAAUUGAGACCUGUGAGGAGCUUAGGCAUGAGUAUGUCACCUAGUUAUUUAAAGUAUCGCACAGGAAGGCCGUUCCAUCUGUAUUUCAUACGAAUGGAAACUACCGAACUAAUAGACCUCCCCAGAGUGAAGUGUGUUCCCAAUUAAGCUGUCGAAAAUGUGUACUAAUAGGUGGUUUAUUGACGUAUCUGGGUGGCCGCCAUUCGGCAUACGAACACGUGGCGGCGGCCAUCUUACGCACAAAAGACUCAGCGGUGUUUGGUCGUCGAGUGUCUGGAACUCAAAUCGGACACUCGAUUACCCGAACACCGCUGACACCUCCAGAGCUCCAUAACUCCAGAACGGGAAGACGAAUCAGCCCCCCAUUGGGUGAGUUUGGAGUACCGAACAAGGGCAUUCAGGCGAAUGACAGUUUAAUCGUGGAUGGCAUGUAUUUCUAUGUAUUUUACCUCCCGAACGGAGACCGACCGCAGGGCCAAAAUGCAUGGAACCCGUUUCGGAUACCACCUCGUGUGCGGUCGGUCAAAUUUCACCCUCCACCUAACUCCCGAACCCCUGGUCUGAUCUGGGUGAAUUUUGGAUAUGUUGGUCACCCAGAUCAGGGCUACCAGGGGGUUCCCUAAGUAUGGGUGUACCUGCUUGGGGUAUAUCCAGAACUUGGGGAAAACUGUGUCUUGUAUAAUGGGAUUAGGUGUCAUACUAAGGGGAGGAGAUGGGUGGGAGGUAACUACUAUGCCAUUGGGUACUGUCCUAAUGAAUGUGAAUCCCUCCCUUGCAUGGGAGAAAUGCUUAAAAGGAAUAAAAGUCUGCUCCUGAUGCUGUGUGUCGUCCAGUCAUUGGGAUCUGUAUGGGGAUAUUCUUGGAUUGCAUUGCUUAUUGGAAUUAUUGCUUCAUGGGAUUUUUCAUCACUUGUUCCUGAGCCUCACUGGGAUCUUAUUGGAGUUAACCUGUGAAAUACCAGGCCUCCGCUACAUUGAUGGCAGCGGUGGGAUCCAGACUCAUACAGGAACAAGUACCAAUGGAGUACGGAUGGAGAUUGACUAUUCUCCACUAAAACGCUCUACACUAAAAUACCUCCUGGAAGCAAGGGGUAUUCAAGCCAGCAAUAAAAAGAAAGCGGUACUUAUUACCAAACUCAUGGCAGAGUACCGAAUGGAUGGCGGUUCGGUUCCCGAACAAGGGGAUUCGGCAGAAAGACCGGAACAAAUGGAGUUCCAGAGACAGCUACAAUUUAGGCUGUCUUUUUAUGGAGAAGACCCACCAGCGGAAAUUAUUUCCAAGACCAUGACAGAGGUCCAGGAAUCUAUACUGAGGCAAUGGAUAACGACAGCCCCAGAAUGCAGCACUGCAGUGAACAUGGCACAAGAGGGUAAGCCUAAAAUACCAUACCAGGCAUUCAAAAUGUAUGUAGAGGAAGAAGACAUAGAUGCCUUCCUGCAGGAUUUUGAAAGACUGUUUGCCCUGCAUAGAAUCAGUACAGAAGACUGGGUGCCCAUUUUGGCGGGACGUUUAACUGGGAGGGCAGCAGAGGCAUAUCGUACUGUUCCGGACGAGGAGAUCAGGGAUUACAGUAGAGUGAAGGAGAUUAUACUGGCCCUGUAUGCUAUAACACCAGAGGCAUACCGGAGGAGAUUCCGGGACUUAAAGAAAGCAGAGACUCACAUGCAGAGUGGGUUUGCAGAUUACAGCGGGCAGCCCUCGGGUGGGUGCAAGCUAGCAAGGCACGGUCCAUAGAGGACGUGAUACAAAUGCUGCUAAUGCAACAAUUUUAUCAUGGGUUAUCGACUGAUGUCCAGGAAUGGGUAAGGGACCGUAACCCUGCAUCCCUCACAGAAGCUGCUAGGAAAGCAGACGAAUAUCUGGAUGCACGCAGGCAGCAAAAACCAGUAGUCCCAAAGGUCACAUUAAAAACCUUUGGGGGAACAAACAACCCCCCAGUCUCACCGAGACAACUACCACCACCACCUGCUGCACAACCACGAUUUCGCCAGCCGAGCUCUGGGCCCUGUCACCACUGCCAGAAAUGGGGACAUUAUAAACGGGAAUGCCCACAGCUGCGGUAUCGAUCCGACCAGGUCCUCCACCACCACCAAGAGCAGCCGCAGCCCACUACUACCAGGACAUAAUCCCAACACCGUAUGGUUCAGCAGUGCCCAUUACCACCGUGGAACAGUGGGAAGUACUGCACGAGGCGGAUCCUGUACAGGCAAAUGCUGAUAACCGACAGCAUCACAGACAGACAGUAUACCUAGAGGACAAAGCUGUACAAGGGCUCUGCGACUCAGGAGCCACGAUCACUUUGAUCAAAAGCCACCUUGUAGUGGAUAAAGCUAAGACCAGGGUAAAGCUAAGACCAGGGUAACCGGGGGAGCCGUAUACUGGCUACCUACAGCAAGGGUUCACCUACAUUGGGGAGCAAGGUCAGGAGAGGUGGAGGUGGGGUUAAUGCCACAGUUACCAGCGGAAGUUUUGCUGGGCAAUGAUCUGGGAAGGCUCACGUCUGCUUUUGAGCCCCAGACCCCAAUCACCGGAGAAGCCCAUCCUGUGGUCACCAGACAACAGGCCCGCACCCAGGUUCCACCCACACUGCCGGAGGUUCAGGUAAGAGAUCCUUCCCCUUCACUAGAUUGUGUCCCCUGGGCCCCUCCUAACGAAUUUGCAGCCAAGGUGAUAACUGACCCCACGUUACAGGUAUAUAGGGACAAGGUCACAGCAGACCCACCUUGGUGGGAAGGUGAGAGGUUUAUCUGGGAUAAGCAGCUGUUAUACAGAGAGUCUGACAAGCAGAUAGCCGGGUCAGACCCGAUAGUUAUGAGGCAGCUAGUGGUACCCCAGCGGUACCGAGCGGAGUCGGAUAGCACAUGAUAUUCCACUAUCCGGACAUUUAGGGGUCAGUCGGACCAGGCACAGACUGACCCAAAGUUUCUUUUGGCCAGGGAUCAGCCAGGAAGUGCGCCGAUAUUGCAACACUUGCGAUACGUGCCAGAGGGUAGGGAAAAGGGGGGACCGGCGGUAGAUUUAAUAGGACCCCUCCAGAAAGCGAGCCCAUCAGGAAAGAAAUAUAUCCUGACUGUGGUGGACUAUGCCACUAGAUAUCCAGAGACGGUGGCUCUGACUAAUAUUCACGUUGAAACGGUGGUUGAGGCCCUUAUGCAGAUCUUCUCCCGGAUGGGAUUACCCAAGAAGAUCAUCUCAGAUCAGGGUACUCAAUUCAACGCCGAAGUCACUCAGCGCCUCUGGAAGUUCUGUGACAUUAAGCCGAUCAUUAGUGCCCCUUACCACCCCUAGACUAAUGGGCUCUGCGAAUGAUUCAACGGUACAUUGAAACAAAUGCUCCGAACCUUCGCAGAGACCCACAAGGACUGAGAACAAUUCCUGCCCCACCUCCUCUUUGCUUACCGAGAGGUGCCGCAGGAGUCCACCGGGUUUUCCCCGUUUGAAUUGUUAUUUGGGAGAAGGGUACGGGGGCCAUUGGGAGCAUUGGUAGGGAGAGCAGAGCACCGACGGCACCCCCAUCAUGUGGGGCAUACCCUAUGUGUUGGCAUUCCGAGACCGCCUAGAAGCAUUAACUAGGACGGUAAGGGAAAACUUACAGGCGGCUCAGACCCGCCAGCGCACAUGCUAUGAUCGGAGCGCCAGGGACCGUAGCUUUCAGAUCGGACAGAAAGUGUUAAUUUUAAAACCUGUCUGUCAUAAGUUACAGGCCGCCUGGCAGGGCCCUUAUAGGGUGGUGGAACAGAGGUGUGACACCACUUAUAUAAUCGGAUCUUGCGUUGGAACUGGAGGGCGCCGCAUGCUCCAUGUGAACAUGAUGAAACCCUACCAGGAGCGCUCUGAGGAGGUGACCGCAAUAUGUGCACCCAACUCGGAUGAGUUCGACAGCUUGCCUCUCCCAGACCUGCUGGGAGAUGGUCAGUUGUCUAGAGAUUUAAGGGAGGUUGCACUGGGAGACCGGCUGAGCCCUCAGGAGCGGAUCGAGGUACAACAACUGUUAAGAGAGAAGCAAGAUACCUUCUCUAAUGUACCUGGAUACACUCCUCUGGCCACUCACCGGGUAGAGACCCCAGGACAACUUCCCAUGCGCCAGACCCCGUACCGCAUCCAAGAAGCGGUGCAGGAAAAUAUGCGCAAGGAGAUCGAUGAGAUGCUCCAGCUGGGGGUGAUUGAACCCUCAGACAGCCCCUGGGCCUCUCCGGUAGUUCUAGUACCAAAGCGGGAUGGUACGACCCGCUUUUGUGUAGAUUACCGGAGGCUGAACGAGAAGACCGUGUCUGACGCCUAUCCCAUGCCCAGGAUAGACGAACUGCUGGACAGGAUGGCUAGGGGCCACUACCUCACCACUAUUGACUUGUGUAAGGGGUAUUGGCAAAUCCCCUUGGCCCAGGACGCCAUCCCUAAGUCGGCCUUUAUCACCCCAUUCGGCUUGUACCAAUUUAAGGUCAUGCCGUUUGGGAUGAAAAACGCUCUGGCUACCUUUCAGCGGAUAUACCUGUGCAUACUUAGAUGAUAUUGCCAUAUUUAGCAAUACCUGGCAGGAGCACUUGGCCCAUAUAGGAGCGGUCCUAGACAGGAUUAGAGAAGCUGGUUUAACACUGAAACCAGCCAAAUGCAGUAUAGGGAUAGCCGAGGUACAAUACCUGGGCCAUUGAGUAGGAUGUGGGAAACAGAAGCCAGAACCAGCCAAAGUAGAGGCCGUAGCCCAAUGGCCUACUCCUAGUGCUGGCCUUCUUAGGAACGGCAGGAUACUAUCGGAAAUUCGUCCCGAACUAUAGCGCCCUGGCCAAACCCCUUACUGACCUGACCCGUAAGAACCUUCCCCGCCAAGUAGCCUGGACCCCGGAGUGUGAGCACUGCAGCCCUUUGACUUUAACAUUCAGUACCGCCCGGGAAAACAGAAUGGGAACGCUGACGGGUUGUCAAGACAAACCGACCUGGAGAAAUGAUCCGUGAGCAUCCCCGGACAUCCCCAAGCCGAUCCGAGUUGGAUCAGACUGUGUAUGCCGGCUUGUGGGCAACGGGGAGCAGUGUAGCGGAUGGCACUGUGGCUGUCCUUAAAAGACUGCAAUUCGUGUGUUUCUGAUUUGUAUUCCCUGUAAAUGGCAUUCGUAUGUUUGUUCGGUAGUUUCCAUCUGUAUUUCAUUCGAAUGGAAACUACCGAACUAAUAGACCUCCCCAGAGUGAAGUGUGUUCCCAAUUAAGCUGUCGAAAAUGUGUUAACCGCAGACUAAUAGGUGGUUUAUUGAUGUAUCUGGUUGGCCGCAAUUCGGCCUAUGAACACGUGGCGGCGGCCAUCUUACGCACGAAAGACUCAGCGGUGUUUGGUCGUCGAGUGUCUGGAACUCAAAUCAGACACUCGAUUACCCAAACACCGCUGACUCCUCCAGAGCUCAAUAACUCCCGAACGGGAAGACGAAUCAGCCCCCCGUUUGGUGAGUUUGGAGUACCGAACAAGGGCAUUCAGGCGAAUGACAGUUUAAUCGUGGAUGGCAUGUAUUUCUAUGUAUUUUACCUCCCGAACGGAGACUGACUGCAGGGCCAAGACGCAUGGAACCCGUUUCGGAUACCACCUCGUGUGCAGUCGGUCAAAUUUCACCCUCCACCUAACUCCCGAACCCCUGGUCUGAUCUGGGUGAAUUUUGGAUAUGUUGGUCAUCCAGAUCAGGGCUACCAGGGGGUACCCUAAGUAUGGGUGUACCUGCUAAUCUUGGGGUACAUCCAGAACUUGGGGAAAACUGUGUCUUGUAUAAUGGGAUUAGGUGUCAUACUAAGGGGAGGAGAUGGGUGGGAGGUAACUACUACGCCAUUGGGUACUGUCCUAAUGAAUGUGAAUCCCUCCCUUGCAUGGGAGAAAUGCUUAAAAGGAGGUUGUGUGUAAUAAAAGUCAGUUCUGAUCCUGAUGCUGUGUGUCGUCCAGUCAUUGUGAUCUGUAUGGGGAUAUUCUUGGAUUGCCUUGCUUAUUGGAAUUAUUGCUUCAUGGGAUUUUUCAUCACUUGUUCCUGAGCCUCACUGGGAUCUUAGUGGAGUUAACCUGUGAAAUACCAGGCCUCUGCUACAAUCAUUUUAGCAGAGAGCUGCUCUUACACAGCUUAUCUCCACUUUAGAUCCCAGUAAGGCUUCAGAAACAAGUAUUAUAAAUCCAGGAGGUAAUAUUUCCAGCAGGCAAAACACUCCAACAAUAUCCCAACCUCAAUCCCAAUGACUGGACGACACACAGCAUCAGGAGCAGAACCUAACUUUUAAUCACAUCGUUUCCUUAUAAAGGUUUCUCCCAUGCAAGGGAGGGAUUUACAAUAAUUGGGACAGUAGCCAAUGGAACAAUAGUUACCUCCCAUACAUCUCCUCCCCUCAGUGUGACACUUAAUCCACUUAUUUCGGUUACUGUUUUACCCGGUUUUUGGAUGUACCCCAAAACUGUGGGGUACAAGGGUCUAAGUGGCAUGUGUGUUUUGGCCCUGCGGUCGGUCUCCGUUCGGGAGGUAAAACAUCCACAAAUCUUUGCCAUCCACUAUUAACAACGCAUUCCUAUGAAUCCCCUAGUUCGGUACAUUGAGCUCACCGAACGAGGGGCUAAUUGGCCCCUCCGUUCGGGAGUUAUGGAGCUCUGGAGGUCUCAGCAGUGUUCAGGUAAUUGAGUGUCCGAUUUGAGUUCCAGACACUCGACGACCAAACACCGCUGAGAGUUCGUGCGUAAGAUGGCCGCUGCCACGUGUUCGCUUACCGAAUGGCGGCCACCCAGAUAUAGUAAUAAAGCACCAAUUGACUGCGGUUAGAGAAGUGUGAAAGCCUAAUGAGGCACACACUUCUCUCUGGGGUGGUCUAUUGAUUCAGCAGUUUUCAUUCGUAUGAACUACGGAUGAAAACUACCGAACAAACAUACGAAUCAUACAUACAAGUUUAAUUACACAGGAAAACAAACACACGAAUUGUCUUUUAAGCAUAAUCCUGGAGGCCAGUCCAGUGCUAUCCGCUACAAUCAUGUUAUAGGCUUGGUCGUGGGAACUUAACUGCUUUCCAUGAAGAACUGAGAAGAAAUGCACACCAUAUGGACAAAAGUAUUGGGAGACACCUCUUUAUUAUUGAAUUCAGAUGUUUCAAUUAGACAUUUGUGAAUAAAAAUGGGUUGAAGAACUCAGUAAAUUUAAGCGUUGUAUUGUGAUUGGAUGCCACCUUUCCAAUAAUUCAGUUCAUGACAUUUCUUGGUAAAUCCAAUAUAGGUUCUUUGCAUAGGCUCAUAAGAAGGGUAAACCAUGGUCUGUGUUGCUAAUAUGGGACUAUCAGAAUGAUGGAUACUGAUUCAUGCCAUAACCGUCUCAGAAGAGGAAACAGGAAAAGAGUGUAGCGGAUUGUGUUAAGGCUGUCCUUAGGAAUUCGCAUUGAAAAUGUAUUCAGUUAAUUGUUUCCUGUAUGUCUGUAAAGUAUAUGUAGGUUUAAUAUGAUUGUUCGGUAGUUUCAUACGAAUGAAACUACCGAACCCUCAGACCACCCCUGUAAGAAGUGUGUACCUCGUUAAGCGUUUACACUCUGCAAACCGCAGCUUAAUUGACUCGUUACAUGUACAUAUGUGGUCGCCGUUCGGCAUACGAACCACGUGCGACGGCCAUCUUGCGCAUGAAAAUCUCAGCAGUGUUUGGUGGUCGAGGGUCUGGAACUCAAAUCGGACACUUAAACAACCGAACACCGCUGAGACCUCCCGAGUUCCAUAACGCUCGAACGGAGGAACAAGUCAACCCUCAGUUCGGUAAGAUCAAUGUCCCGAACAAGGGGAUUGAUGCGAAUAGAAGAUUAGCUGUGGAUGGCAGUUAUUUCUAUGUCUUUUAACUCCCGAACAGGGACCGACCGCAAGGCCAAAACACAUGGAGCCUUUUUCGGAUACCACCUCGUGUGCGGUCGGUCAAAUUACACCCUCCACCUAACUCCCGAACCCCUGGUCCGAUCUGGGUGAUAUGUUAGUCACCCAGAUCAGGGCUACCAGGGGGUACCCCAAGUAUAAUUCUAGCUGCUUGUUUUGGGGUACAUCCAGAACUCGGGGAAAACUACAGCAUGAUUAAUGACAUUAAGUGUCACACUGAAGGGAGGAGAUGUGUGGGAGGUAACUGUUACACUAUUGGAUACUGUACUGAUUAAAUGUGUAUAAUGUGUAUACCAGGUUAAGAGGCCUCCUGCAGAGGACAGAGCUUCCAUUCCUGAGAUCAAAACUUCUGGAGAAGAACCUGAUCACUUUCUUUUUCUUGCCGAGAAUGUCCAUUUCCCUUGAGCAAGGUUGUCUUGUAGAAAUGAUUGAGUCUGUCCUAUAAUCAUAGAACAGGAACAAAAAGACGGAGUAUGGGAGGGAUAGGAGGGCAAAAGGGUGAGAGGGGUAGGAUGGGGUAUUUAUACAUUUUCUCUUAAUUAGGUUCCUGACUAAUUUUGAAAUAUAUAUUGAUUAUACAGGUGCUCUUCUAUGUAAAGCUAGGCAGACAGACAGAUCAUUUUCUAUAUAUGUAUGAGGAUGCAAAUUAAAAUAGCUUUUUAACACAAUUCCCAACUUGUUGAUUAACUUAUCUUGUUUGUUCUUUUUAGACUACCGAAUGAACAAUAUUCAGUUUCCAGCUGCAUCCACAAAAUACAACACUAUGUCCUUUUCUCGCUCAUUCCAUAAUCUUUCCCACCUGCCACCCUCUUAUGAAUCUGCAAUCAAAUCUGACAUUAGCAGAUAUUCUUCUCUCAAAAGACUUGGUAAGCAUAUUCAGUGCUGAUUAUAUAUAAUGAAAGUUAAAUCAUGUUACCAGCACAACAAUUCAUUCCUCUACUGUUGAACUUAUAUAAAUAAUAAUGUGAAUACAGACAUCUCUGUUAAGAAAAACAUCAUAAUUAUUGUAAUUACAAAAUUUUAAAAGGUGUUAAUUGUAUUAUAUUUCAUGACUUAGAAAAAAUGAUGUAAAGACAAAACGUGUCCUUUUUAAAUAUUGUAUACUAAUAGCCAAAAAAAAUAUUAAAGGGAUACUAUAGUCAUCAAAAAAUUUUAGCUUAACACCUUAACACCAGCGGUCAUUCAAUGUUGUAAUGCAAAUUGUGGGCUUUAACAACACUGGGGGGCAUAGUAUGCCCUGCAAAUCACCCCCUUUGGGGUGAUCCUGACAACCCGAGCAGUUUAUUACAAAUAUACUUGAAUUAUAUAUAUAUAUAUAUAUAUAUAUAUAUAUAUAUAUAUAUAUAUAUAUGUGUGUGUGUGUGUGUGUAUAUAUAUAUAUAUACACCCACAUACACACAAUUUCAUUCUAAGUGUUUUUUGAUCUUUCUUUAUUCUCAAGACAAAAGCAUAACAGGCAAUACAUGUGAAAAAGCACAAGACAAAGUAUACAUAGCAUUGGAUGUAUACCUAACGUGGGAAAUAGAUGGUUUUUGGCUUACAGGUUUUCUUUAUUUAAAAGAGGAUAAAAUAACAUAAGAUACCAUACAGAUAGGGCAUCUCGCUCUGGGUGAAGAUAUUAUCAUAUUUUCAAGUAGAUACUUAUUUUAUUGGUAAGAUAUUUGUGUCUCACAGGCAUGCCUUUGAGACACAAAUAUUUAACCAAUAAAAUAAAUAAACAAACCUAAACGUAGUUGCCAGAGACUAUCACCCACUGUGCGAAGGAUUGACAAACAAUUGAAUGCAGGGGCUAGUGGUCGGGGGAAUGAUAAUAUGUGGAGGUGAACCCCACAUGCCAGCAGGUACAGACCAGUCUUUGUGUCUAUAAGAGCACUCAACGUAUCAGGUAGUACUUUAAGUGAACUAAGAUAAUAAACUAAUUAACAUAAAAAAGAAACAAUAAUAGACAGUGAAAGUUGCAGUCUAGUUGCUCAAGGUAUCACUGCAGUUGCUGGGUUUCCCCUCUGAGCAGUCAGAACAAACGGGCGGACCCGAUAAGGGUCCCACGAACUUUGUUGCUGUGGUUUUGGUGGAGGAAGUGGUUCCAGCAUCGGUCAUUAGCCCAAGUUUCUAAAGGGUGCUUGUAGAUUCUGAGGCCUCAUAAACCUUUCACAUUCCUGAGUCUCUAGGGAUAAUUAGGUAUUGUGAAGUACCACAUUGUAGGACACUUUAUGUGAAACUAGUUUCUUAGUUAAGGGUCGCAAGAAUCUCCACCAGUCCUCCAUGGCCUUCGACGGAUCUAAAUAAAACGUAUGGUAUGGAGACUUGUGAUGAACCGCUGCUAUAAAAACCAUUCUAUCUUGCACAUUCUGAUAAACAGAUGAUGACAUCCCUGCUGGCCCCCACAGGAGUUUUUUGUGACACUGGUAAUCUGUAUCCAGCAGCAUAAUUCUAGCAGUUUGGCAGCAAUGAAGAGAUUCACAAGUAUUCUCCUUAAGAAGUGUGGGAUUUCAGCAGUCUCCAUUGCAUCUGUUAGGUCGCGCACUUUCACGUUUUGCCAUCUGCUCCUGUCCUCUGUAGCUUCCAUGCAGUCUUGAGCCUGAGUUUGGUCGCGCUGUAACACCUGCAAUUUCUGUUCCAGGCUGGUAAGUCAGACUUCAUGGGCAGCAGUGUUCAGUUGAAGAUGCACAGACACCCCUCCAAUCUCCUCUCUGGAGUUAAUCCAGGGGGCCUCUCAAAGUGCCCUCCACCACUGGUGUACCACAAGUAGUCGUGGGAAGGAGAUUGCGCCCCUUCACUGUACACUGUUUUAUUGUUCCCAUAUCAUCCAAGGAUGCCUUGCUGGAUGAUCGGGAAGGCCCAUCAGUGGGAGACGCCAUGACAGGCCUCUGCGGGAUCUGCGGCCUCCGAUAUCGGUGGUCAACUGAGGUUUUUCUGGUCAGUACUUUUUAUUUUUGCGCCCCAUUAUACGAAAGAUCUUUCCCCCUCCUUUCAGAGUCAUAGUUACAUAGGUUGAAUGGAGACCUGUUUCCAUGAAGUUCAGCCUUCCUCACAUUUCCUUUUUGCUGUUGAUCCAAAAGAAGGCAAAAACACCCAGUUUGAAGCACUUCCAAUUUUACAACAAACUAGGAAAAUAAUUCCCUCUUGACCCCAGAAUGGCAGUCAGAUUUUUCCUUGGAUCAAGAAGCUAUUACCCUACAGUUGAAAAAUUAUACAAUUGAAUAUUCUGUUUUUAGAGUAUGCAUCUACUUGCUGUUUACAAAUCUGUACAGAAUCUGAUAAAACCACUUCUUUAGGCAGAUAAUUCCAUAUCCUUAAUGUUCUUACAGUAAAAAAAUACAUUUCCUUUGCCUUAAACUAAAUCUUUUUUCUUCCAGUCUAAACAUGUAACAUCGUGUCUUAUGUAAAGUCCUAUUUGUGAAUAGAUUUCCACACAAUGGUUUGUAUUGGCCCUGGAUAUAUUUGUAUAAUGUUAUCAUAUCCCCUCUGAGGCAACGUUUUUCUAAACUAAAGAGGUUUACAUUUUUUAACUUUUCUUAAUAGCUAAAAUGUUCCAUUCCUUUUAUUAAUUUUGUAGCUCGCCUCUUUCUAGUGCCAUAAUAUCCUUCUUUAGAACAGGUUGCCCAAAAUUGCACAGCAUAUUCAAGAUGUGGUCUUACCGGUGAUUUAUAAAGAGGCAAGAUGAUAUUCUCAUAUCGAGAAUUAAUGCCCUUUUUCAUGUAUGACAAUAUUUUACGGUCUUAGCCACUGCGUGAGUCACUGGGGUAAGUAGAAGCUAAAGUAAUUAGCAAGAUUACACUGCUGGAACAGAGCUCCUCUGAGACAUGUCUGCUCAGUAUGGCUGCUAUUAUAUAUUAACAUCACAAUACACUUAGAAUGAAAUGUGUACAAUUGCCUUAAGGGGUUAAUAAAAUAGUUUUUGUGUACAGAUCAUGCCCCUGCAGUCCCACUGCUUAAUUCUCUGCUAUUUUGGACUUAAAUUAAAUGGUUUCUGCGUAUGCAUCCCUAGCCACAAUUGCCCUGGAUUUGACUCAAACAGCCUACAUGAAAUUUUUUUUUAUUAAUUUUCAAUGAGAAGUUAACUUGUUUUAGAAGGUUUAUGUUUUUCUCUGAAAAUGUAACUGUAAUCAUAGUUUACAAUAUUUGAUCUUUCUUUACAGGAAGUGUUGAGGAAAGCUGUGCAAGUGACAUGCAGGGAGGUUUGACUAGGGCUGCAUAAACAAAGGGAUUUAACUUCUUAAUGCAGAGAAAUGAGCACUGAUACUGCAGGACAUGAUCUAGACACCAAAACUGCUUCAUUAAGCCUAAGUUAUUUUGGUCCAUCUAUCAGAAAAGUAUUAUAUUACUUUCAUAGUAUUGUGAUUUGUAUUUGUAUUUCAGUGUGUUGUGGUAAAUUUACUAUAAAUUUGCAAAAUAUGUUAAGCUAUGUUAAGUUCACUACCGUCAACAGUUUCAUUAAUGAAGAUAGAUAAUAGAAAAUACUGCACAAGUUAAGAGAAACUUAAUUCCAUUAGCAUUUGUAAAAUAAUGGAACUAGUUAGUGUCAUGGUACAUGUGCAAGUGUAGCUUGAUGUUUGGCUUAUAGCUGCAGCAAAUGUUGCUAUUAUCAUUAGUCAUUUGCCAAAGACAAGCGACAGUAACACAGGAACUCCUGCAUUAUAUGCAGACUAUAAGGAACAUAUCGAGCUUAAAGUUUCACAUUAAAGAAAUAUUGGAUAGAAACUAAUAUGGAAAAAUGCCAAUUAUGAGUACAUAUAAUAAGCUUUUGUUCUGUGUAGAGUGAAAUUUGUAAAAAGUGUGGAUAUCAUUUGAUGUAUUUCAAAAUAUAUUAAGGGAUUUUCAAUAUGUCAGUACUCUUUCCUUUACUCAUAAUUUAUUAAAAGCAUGGUAAAGGUCUAUAAAUAAAUUUUCACUGUUUUGUGUUUAAUUUCUUUUUGAAGCAGAGAAAGAUAUGGAUGAUUUUUACCUAAAGAGGAAACAUUUAGCAGAGUUAACACGUGGUACCCUCCCUCUUCAAAUUAUGAAGAUGAACUAUGAUCAAGAUGGUUACCUUGAAAAAUCACAGACACCAAGACGGGUCAUGUCACAGGAACACAUUCUCUCAGACAACCAUUACACAGUACAUCAUGACUAUACCAUACCUAGAGAUCGUCUAAUCUCCCAAGAGCGUCUUCUAUCCAGAGAUGUUCUACAUUCAAAGGAGCACCUGCUGUCUCCUGAAAGAAUACACCCUCGUGGGCCAAAACCAUUCCAAGAAAUGCGCCUUGGCCACCAGAAAGCCUUGUCCCACACCAAUGUCUGUGCUAGUACCCCAGUGCUUGACCGUCACCACAUGAUCAAAAUGAAUUCUCACCCUACAUCAUCCAACUCACCUAGCACCACUUGGGAUAUAAGCAACCAUACGGCCAAUCGUCGACAAGCCUUUGCUACUAAGCGUCAAAACACCAUUGAGCAGCUUCAGUUCAUCCCUGGUCAUCUCCCAAGCCAGCACCUGCGCACAGGGAGCAAAAAUGAGGUUACAGUUUAAAGGGCAUUAAUUUAAUGCUUCAAUUUCCAUACUUUUGAAAAAGAGGCAGUUGAUUUUUACUCUGUGUUUUU